AGUAUACAGUUCAAUGAACAGUAUAAAAUAAGAAAUUUGUGGCGUUCAAAUGAUCCUGUCAUAGCAUUACUUUGCAAGAUAAUGAGGUUGUAGGCUGCAAAAAUAGCCAUUUAAAUUAUACUGCCGUCUCAGUCUGACGAUUAAAUGGUCAAGAGGAAAAGGUCUCUAAGGUUAAAAGGUCUCUACUUGACUUCAACUUCAGCUUGUUCUGCUCAUGGAUGCUGAAACUUUCAUUGUAUGGAAAGUGAAACAUUUUAUAUUUUUGAGUUAUGGGGAAAAUAUUAUGAUAGAACUUUGUGUUUUUCAGCUCCAAGUUCCAUUCAUAUGUGCAUAUUUAUGAAUACCAGUGUCUGACAUAAAUAUCAUCUUACAGACGAUUUGUGACAUUUCAAAAUCUUGAUACUUGUAGACAAUGGAAUAGUAUGUUCUUCAGUCUUCUAUAUACCUACUGUGUUUCACCCACAUUAUAAAUGCCCAUGAUCAAAUGGGUAUUGAAGAAAUGGAAGUCGUACAAGUACCGUUUCGUUCCAUGGCUGAUAUUUAACUUCAAAAACAGGUUGGUGCUUAGUGAUCUAUGCAGAAAGAGCUGAAGACACAGCAAGAUUGCAUCUUACACCAUGAAUUGGCAGUUGAUUCUGUUUUUGAAGUUUUAACAUUGUUGAAUGAAAAUAUUUCACCAUUUGAAACUCAGUAUGUGCAACAUGAGAAAGCAAAUCAGCUACUGUUGCGCCGACUGGGGUUCGAGGUGCGCCGCCAGCGGAGCGCGGUACCGGCCGCUGGCCGCGGCGUGGUGGUGACCCGCGGCGUGGUACCGGCCGGCGCCGUGUGCGCCUGGUACCCGGGUACCGUGUACCUGCCCGGCGACCCGCUGCUGCUCGCCUCCAUCGGCAACCAGUUCGUGUUCGCCUGCGCCGACGGCGUGCACGUGGACGGUCGCGGCGGCGGCCUGAGUGGUCUGCUGUUCGGCUCGUGCGCCGGCCGCGACCACAUGGGACCGUACCCGGCGGCCGACCGCUCCUGGCGCACCGAGCUGCCUGCCAACCCGCUGGCCGUUGGACAGUUCGUCAAUAAUCAGUCACCAGGUUUUCCGAGUAACGUCCGGUACCAGGAGGUGGACCUGCCGGCCGUGCCGUACCCGCUCCGCCGGUACCUGCCGUACGCGUGGUACCGGGCCCGCGUACCGCCACCGAUGCGGGCCGUGGUGCUAGUCGCACAGCGCGACAUACGCGCCGGAGAGGAGCUGUUUGCCAACUAUUUCACCGUGGUACACGACAGCUGACCCGGGAAACGGGGUUACAUAUGUAGGAUCAAGGUUUGGAAGUGACUGUGAUAAGCAGUGGCCUUCCGGCGCGCAGUUUAUGGAUAAAAAGACUGAAUCAAAACCACGGCAGGCUGUUCUUGGUAAAAGCAGGGCUUAGCUGAGCUUUGACAUUUGAUAUCACGUUGCAACAAGUGUUGUUUGAAAAUUAAAUAAUUCUUAUGAUGGGGAUUACGGGUUUCAAACGUAAUGGGACUGUUUACGAAAAUGAGGCCACUGAUCCCGUUGCUACUUCGUUGCUGUGUAGUCAGUAGUGUGUAGCAUUGAUUGCAUGCGUCUAAUGUGUCAUUAGAAAGUGUUCACUAUCCAUCCUACCGAAUGUGUCUAGUCUAUGCAUGUGCGCUGUGUGCUGGUGAACAGUGGACUUAAAUUUGUGUUACUGGCGCCCAUCUGAUGUGAUAGUUUGUGUGCCAAUAAAAUGUGUGCGCUACAUUUCAACUCGUCGAGGCGGACGUUGGCAGUCCGUAACCAAACGUACUGAAUGACCGUUGUUAUUACUCGCAAUCUCGGUACCUUGUUCUGAUAUUACU
Messenger RNA from Amphibalanus amphitrite, 1848 nucleotides. RefSeq names its product SET domain-containing protein 9-like. Gene Ontology annotation, molecular function: protein binding. NCBI's taxonomy places the organism in Eukaryota, Metazoa, Arthropoda, Thecostraca, Balanomorpha, Balanidae. Bases 575 to 1279 code for a protein of 234 amino acids. The transcript is spliced from 4 exons. The record is from RefSeq and is a predicted model, not a curated record.